This is a messenger RNA of Ilex paraguariensis (yerba mate), 324 nucleotides long. Lineage: Eukaryota; Viridiplantae; Streptophyta; Magnoliopsida; Aquifoliales; Aquifoliaceae. The record is from the annotation of a GenBank genome assembly.
GGGGGGGCUGCUGUGCGGUGGUGUUAUAUCUGUAUUCUUAGAGAGGAUGAAUUAAUCAGUGGGGAUGAGUGGAUAGCCAAGUUCCCAUCUUUGUUUGUAUUGUUACGAAGUGAGCAUGCUGGGCAAGCACUAAACCAUUACCAACUUUCUGAUACAGUUGAAAAAAGUAAGCUGAGACUUUUCAUGGCUUACAAGUUCUGCAUGAAACAUCGAGGACCUUGUAGCCAUUUGAGAACACCAAGAACAUCCUCUAGACAUCACCUUCAAGCUCCAGAUUCUCAGUUCCAAGGGCCAAACCCAACAGAAUUACGGUGUGAAACCUAG